AUGGCAUUCCCUGACAAGCCCAUAUCACACCUCCUCGGUUCCAACGGUCCAAUUCAUGCUUUGGCGUACUCUGCCAGCCCCGGCACAUAUAUCCUCACCGGCUCAGCCGACCGCUCCAUUCGCCUGUACAACCCACUGCCAACCACAUCAGUCCACCCGGCCACGGCUUAUGUGACCAGGAAACCAGGCAUCCAGCCCUACGACAUCAAGGGCGGCAUCGGCAGCCAUGACCACCCAGCACCAGCACCGGCAGUCUCAGAAGGGCGUCUGAUCCAGACCUACAGCGCGCACGGCUACGAGGUCUUGUCGCUCAGCAUCUCGGCCGACAAUGCGCGCUUUGCCUCGAGCGGCGGCGACCGCUCCGUCUUCCUUUGGGACGUGGCCACCGCGCAGACCCUGCGGCGCUUUGGCGGCACCCCGCAGUCGCACACGGCGCGCAUCAACUGCGUGGCCUUUGCGGGCGAGGACGACAUGCUCCUCGUGUCGGGCUCGCUCGAUGCCACGGCGCGGAUCUGGGACGCCAAGUCCAACGCUCUGAAGCCCGUGCAGGUCUUGUCCGAAGCCAAAGACGCCAUCACCAGCGUCGCCGUCAGGGGUUCCGAGAUAGUCACGGGCAGUGUGGACGGGCGCGUCCGGUCCUACGAUGUCCGCAUGGGUCGCUGCACUACGGAUGUCAUCGGCCCGCCUGUCACGAGCGUGUCCAUGACGAAGGAUGCCAAGGCCCUGCUGGUCGGCGGGCUCGAUAACAAAGUCCGCUUGAUGGACAGGGAGAACGGCAACUUGCUCAGAGCAUACGAGGCGCCGGAGUUCAGGAACGAGAAUCUGCGCGUGCAGAGCAUUCUCGGUGGCAAGGAGCAAUAUGUGCUCUGCGGCGAUGAGAUGACGACGGAGAAUCCUGCAGGACUAGCGUCUGCAGCGGGAGCUGGGAGGCUCUGGGCGUGGAAUAUUCUGACGGGCGAAGUCAAGGCCAAGAUCAGUGUGCCAUGGGGUCCUGCUGGCUAUGAGCCGCGCAAGAAAGCAGUCGGGCGGGAUGGCAAGGAGAAGGAGCGCGUCAACGUUGUUAGCUGCAUUGCGUGGCGGGAGGACGGUUUCGGUGACCAGUUCUGCGUCGGCGGCACUUCUGGUGUGGUUACAGUAUUCGGCUAUCAAUAG
This is a messenger RNA of Microdochium trichocladiopsis, 1152 nucleotides long. RefSeq names its product WD40-repeat-containing domain protein. The transcript has 2 exons. Gene Ontology annotation, biological process: mRNA splicing, via spliceosome. The coding region runs from base 1 to 1152 and encodes 383 amino acids. Gene Ontology annotation, cellular component: catalytic step 2 spliceosome. Gene Ontology annotation, molecular function: protein binding. NCBI's taxonomy places the organism in Eukaryota, Fungi, Ascomycota, Sordariomycetes, Xylariales, Microdochiaceae. The record is from RefSeq and is a predicted model, not a curated record.